Molecule: messenger RNA, 1158 nt
Organism: Colletotrichum abscissum
Lineage: Eukaryota; Fungi; Ascomycota; Sordariomycetes; Glomerellales; Glomerellaceae
Product: tat pathway signal sequence
Exons: 2
Coding region: 1-1158 (385 amino acids)
Molecular function (GO): 1-alkyl-2-acetylglycerophosphocholine esterase activity
Source: RefSeq, a predicted model, not a curated record
AUGUUGUUCUUCAUCUUUUCUUCAUUCGCUUUAAUGGCCUCAGCAGUCGUCAUCCCAGGCCCUCCCGGCCCAUACCUCGUUGCCUUGCGGGUGAAAGCGUUCGAAGACGCAGCACGAUGGGACCCUCACGCCCCUCAAGACCAACCUGAGAAGCGCAGAGUUAUGGUCUCCGUCCACGUUCCCCUGAAGAAGGAAUCGAAAUGUUCCAUCGAAACCGUUCCCUAUGUGCCGCCUACCACAGCAGUCGCCCUCGGCCAAGGGGCCGCGACCCUGUUUGGACUACCGGACACCAUCUUUUCCGGGAUGGAGCUUGAGUUCUGCAACAUCGAUACUUCUUGCGCCGGGGCCGAGAAAAAUGAAGAGUACCCUCUCGUUCUCUUCUCACACGGACGAGCUAGCUCAAGACUUGCGCAUGGUGUGCUGGCGCGGUCUCUUGCUAGUUAUGGGUACAUCGUCGUCACUCUGGACCAUACGUACGAUGCCGCGAUCGUUGAGUUCCCUGAUGGAGUUAUCAGAUUUGCGGAGAACGCGACGAAUAGCGACACGGCUUACGUUAAGAGCCUUCUUGAGAGUCGUCAGAAAGAUGUCUCUUUCAUAAUCGACCAGCUUCUGGACCCUUCGGUAGCUACACCGCUCCUCGCUGGGACUCAGGCUUCCAUCAACCCAGAGAAGAUCUUCAUCGCCGGUCAUUCCUUCGGAGGCGCUACGGUAGCCUCAUCCCUCUAUGUCGAUGACCGCAUCCUCGGCGGCCUCAACUUCGACGGUCAGAUGCUCGGACCAGUCCUGGCCGAGGGAAUCGAUAAGCCCCUGGUGCUGGUCGGCACACCGACGACGUUUGACUACAUUUCCGGCUGGAACGAGACUUGGGCUAAUCUGCGCGGCCCGUCCUUGAUGUUGGUCGUCAACGGGACAACCCACAUGUCUUUCUUUGACGCUCCGCAACUUCCGGCCGUCAAGGCUCUGCCCAUAGAGUAUUCCGAUCUCAUCAAGCAGGUUUUGGGCACCAUAGACGACGAUGUGUUGGCCAAGAUUGAGAUUGAACUCUUACGGAGGACAUUGGACUUUGUCUUGGAGGGUAAGAAAGAAGCGUUGUGCAACAUUGAGAGCGUCGGCCCUGGUGUUGGCCAGCUGCGAGUCAAGAAUUUGAAGUGCUCUUAA